Stegostoma tigrinum is the source of this 2873-nucleotide messenger RNA. RefSeq names its product zinc finger and BTB domain-containing protein 1-like. Bases 104 to 1984 code for a protein of 626 amino acids. The transcript has 2 exons. NCBI's taxonomy places the organism in Eukaryota, Metazoa, Chordata, Chondrichthyes, Orectolobiformes, Stegostomatidae. Gene Ontology annotation, cellular component: nucleus. The record is from RefSeq and is a predicted model, not a curated record. Gene Ontology annotation, biological process: regulation of transcription by RNA polymerase II. Gene Ontology annotation, molecular function: protein binding; DNA-binding transcription factor activity, RNA polymerase II-specific; RNA polymerase II cis-regulatory region sequence-specific DNA binding.
AGAUUAAAAAAGAUAUUUUGCAAAAUAAUCUCAUUGCAGAAGCUCCUGCUUUGGCUCGGUGGAGGCUGUCCCUGAAAUCUACAAACAGAAGGGGGCAGGCAGGAUGCAGCUGACCAGGCACAGCGACCAUGUACUGCAGCAGUUGUGCUCCCAGCUGGAAUACGGCUUUCUGUGUGAUUGCUCCAUAACCGUGGGCGACGUCCACUUCCGGGCUCACCGGGUGGUGCUGGCAGCCUGCAGCUCCUACUUCCACAAGCUCUUUGUGAAUCAGCCGGCAGAGGCCUCACACGUGUGCCUCAGUUCGCAGGCCGUCAGCCCUGACCACUUCGACCUGAUCCUGCAGCUGAUGUACACGGGCCGCCUGGAGUCUUCGCCUCCCGACUGCGACAGGUUCCGGGCCUCCCUCAACUUCUUGAAGCUCUACAACGCUUCCCGGUUCCCCGCCCUGGCGGCAGCCGGAGGGAACGAGGAGGCAGCCCCUCCCACUUUGGCAGGUGGCAAGGGGGAGAGGUUAGUCUUUGGUGUGGAACUGUGCCGCUGGGACAGCAACAGGCCGGACACUGUCCCCACACAGCAGCAGCUGCCAGUCUCCAUCAAAUCGGAAACGCCCGAGGGGCCAUGCAGCGAGGCGCCGCCAGCCAUACAGCUCCAGCUACGCUGCCCCCUCUGUGGCCUGGCCUUCGAGCAGCCCCAAGCUUUGCAGGAACAUCUGCCCGGCUGCCUGCGGCCAAGGGAUGGCAUGGCAAUGGGCGCUGCCGACGGGCAGAACCCUGCGCCCGAGGUGAAGCAAGAGGCCCCCGAGAGGAGGUGGGAGGGGGACGGGGGCCUUCCCGAGGAGCCGGGGGCUGGCAGCCUGAAGCCGCCGAAGGUGGAAGCCCCCGAGGAAGGGGCGCAGGGGGAGCACCACCCUCUGGUGCUGGAGCUCAGCGGCAUCACGGUGGUAAGGGUGGGAGGAGAGGAGCGGGAGCCCGGGGUCUCCCUGGCUCGCCCUCCCGAGGAUUAUGAACUGGAGGAGGGAGAGGUGCGGUUCCCGGGAGAUGACGACCUGGUGCUGGAGAACCCCUCGGAGGACGGCUCCUUUAGCAGCUCCAGCUCCGGUAGCAGCUCCACCUCUGACAGCGAGGCCUUGCUCCCGAGCCCGGAGCCCAGUGAGGAUGAGGGCCGGGCACACCGGAGACCCUGGAGUUGCCAGACCUGCCACCCAUCAGAGAGGCAGUGCGUGCCUCUGCGGAGUCGGGUGAGCGCCCGGGGGAAGCUGGAGCGUGUCCAUCCACCUGCAACCUCCUCCUUGCGGUGCUGCAUGGCAGAGGGCAGUGCAUGCCCAGACACUGGGCAUCAGAGCUGCCAGGAUUGGAAGGGGAGACGGGGCCUGGACCGCGUGCUAUCCAGGGGAGCAGUGACCGGGCGCAGCAAGAAAGGACCAAAGGCAAGCAAGCAGCAGGGGACAUCCCGUCAUAAGAAGGGCACAGAGGCUGCGGCGGGCAAGCUGCAGCGUUCGGCCAAGGCAUCGGCGCCGCCCGGCACCAGGAAACACACCUGCCAAGUCUGUGGCAAAGGUUUCCUGCAGCGGGGACACCUGACUGAGCACGUGGCCAGCCAUGCUAGCAAGUUCCCCUGCCGCAUAUGUGGGCAGGAGUUCCCGCAGGAGCGCGAGCUGCGGCUCCACGCGGCCUCCCACGCUGGUGACACCCGCUACGCCUGCUGGAUGUGCGGCCAGGGCAGCCGCCGCAAGCACGGCCACCUGCGGCACAUGGUCGGCCACCUCUCCCCGGGCCAGGUCCUUUGCCGGGUCUGCUUUGAGAUCUUCCGCGGCGCGCCGGAGCUGCAGCGCCAUCUCGAGAGCCACCUCUACCCGUGCGGCGUGUGCGGCGAGAAGUUCAAGCGUAAAAAAGACGUGGUGGGCCAUUCUGCCAGCUGCUGGAUGAAGAAUCUGAUGAAUUCUGAACCGGACAGGCCCCUGAACUGUCAGGAGAAUGCCAAUUAACUCCCUAACCUGUCCUCCCAGCUCCCACAAACAAGAAAUCUGUGUCAUGCCCCAUCUCCCACUGCAUUGCAAGCUCUCUCGCUGAGCUGCAGAGUACAGAAGGUCCCAGUUGGAUCCAUUUCUAAAUUAGUCUCGUGACCAGGACAGUCGCAGAUGGAUGGGCGGGGUUUUCCAUUCGCCACUGCACUACCCCAUACUCCUAUUUGCGUGGGGAAAGCAGAGAAUGGGGCCAGGCUGCCUGGCAGUGUUGGGACUGAGCGGGAAUACUCCAGUUGGCAUGACACCUCCAUAAUGCCCAAUCUGCAAUAACUACCUCAAACAGCACUUAUCACUCUCGCCCUCCAUUCCUUCCAUCCAAAACCUCAGCCCCAGUUUUUUAAAAUCAGAUUUUGCACGUGAAAAGCUUCUGUUUAAGGGAAAAGUCAUUGCAUAGUAAGCGAGAUACUUGGAGGGAGGGGAAGAGGGAGCUUAUUGAUACAUUAAAAUUAGGUGCUCGACCAGGGCAGGAUUGAAAUCCAAUCACCCCAACCCCACAAAAACAAGGCACUCCCAGUGCAGCCAUUCCACAGCUGAAGGAAAGUGUCCAACCUGGCAGGGGAGUAGCUGGGAUCCAUGUGGAAGCUGAAAGCCAAUGGGAGAAAUCAGUGCCAAAUCCGAGAAAAGGCAGCAAGUGGAGGGAAACACCAUUAGUGGUCAUUGUCUGAUCUCCAACAGCUGCUCAGGUAUUGGGACAGCACAUGGCUGUUUGACUGUUGGACUGUUGAUGUUUAGAGAUUUGAAAACCCACAGUUUGUGUUCCAAACAGUAUUCGUUUGUAACUUGAGUUGCGUACACCGCUUUCUAUUAAGUGAAGAGUCUUAUGGUCAGUGUACAAAUAAUUAAAAUUAUU